AUCGUCAUUGCUCCUUAUUUCCGCAGAUGUCUUGUAAAAUUCGUGGCUAACUCUCUAUCUCUUGUCCCUGAUUCUGCCGCUUAAUUUAGUCAUCAAUGAAGCUGCGGAUACGGUGUAUCCGUUGUAGCUAUCGAAAAUACUUUCCGUGAGCGAAUGAAGAGGCGCUCGACCUAUUUUUAGCAUUCAAAAUGACGUCGCCAGAUCGCUUUGAUGCUGACGACUACGAGUCUCUUCCGACAGAGAGAGUUUCGGUGCACAUGAUUGCCGGAGCUUUCGCAGGAAUCAUGGAGCACUGUGUCAUGUUCCCUGUGGAUUCGGUGAAGACGCGGAUGCAGAGCUUAUGCAAGCCUUCCUGCGCGGAGAAUUUCCGAACAGGUGUAUUCGAGAAUCUCUUUUACAUCAUGCGAACGGAAGGCGUGUUCAGACCUGUUCGCGGCAUCUCCGCGACUGUGUGGGGCUCUGGCCCGGCUCAUGCCAUGUACUUUGCCAGCUACGAGUACCUCAAGACCACGCUGUCACGCGGGACCAACAAGCACCACAACCACUAUGCCCACGCUGCAGCGGGUUGCAUUUCAACCCUGCUUCACGACGCAGUCAUGACCCCGGCGGACGUGGUGAAGCAACGAAUGCAAAUGUGCAACUCGCCGUACAAACACGCCUUGGGAGCCGUGAAAGACAUCUAUCGAAGAGAAGGCGCUGGUGCCUUUUUCCGUGCCUACCCGGUGCAGCUGAGCAUGAACGUGCCAUUCCACAGCACCCACUUCACGGUGUACGAGUUUCUGCAAAACCUGACGAACCCGGAGCGAAGGUACUAUCCCGCGGCGCAUUGCGUGUCCGGUGCUGUGGCUGGUGCCACUGCGGCGGCCAUUACGACUCCAUUGGACGUGUGUAAGACUCUGUUGAAUACGCAAGAGGCCGGAGUGCUUCGGGAGAUGGAUCAGACCCGGAUCGUGGGCAUGGCGAAUGCGUUCAAGAUGGUGUAUCGGAUCGGCGGGUUGUCGGGGUAUUUCCAGGGGCUUCGGGCGCGGGUCAUCUAUCAAAUGCCGUCUACGGCCAUUGCGUGGUCCGUGUACGAGUUUUUCAAGCACCACUUGUACGCCACGGAUCAGACUCCGUUGCUCGAGUCGAUGGUGGGCUGGGAGACUGUGACUCCGCUCGAAGAUGAAUGGACCUCGCGACAGCUCAAGUGUAAGCCCGUGCCUGUGUAG
Messenger RNA from Notodromas monacha, 1208 nucleotides. Lineage: Eukaryota; Metazoa; Arthropoda; Ostracoda; Podocopida; Cyprididae. The record is from the annotation of a GenBank genome assembly.